Messenger RNA from Aethalodelphis obliquidens (Pacific white-sided dolphin), 2593 nucleotides. RefSeq names its product wiskott-Aldrich syndrome protein homolog. The transcript is spliced from 5 exons. The record is from RefSeq and is a predicted model, not a curated record. The coding region runs from base 1 to 747 and encodes 248 amino acids. NCBI's taxonomy places the organism in Eukaryota, Metazoa, Chordata, Mammalia, Artiodactyla, Delphinidae.
AUGGGCGUUGGGGGCGGCGGUGGCUGUGGAGCACGGCCCGAGACCAGGCGCAGCUUCCCGGGCGGGCGCGGCGGCGUCGGACUUCCGAGGCGGCGGCUUCUGCCUCUGGUGCCGCCGCCGCCGGAGCUGCGGCUGCCGCGGAAGUUAAUUAGGGAGGGGGCGGCGGCGGGGGAGGGAGGGGGAAGGGGCCGGCGGGAGUCGCUCUCUGCUAGGCGGUCUCGGCGCCCGCAGUCUGGAGGCGCACCGGGGCGGCCGGGGCGCCCCCCGCGGGAGCCCGCAGCAACCCGGGCGCGCAUCCAGCCACAGCUCUCGGGCCGGGCACGCGGCGCCCGGGGGCUCAGCGGACCCCGCGUAGCCGCCGCCGCCGCCCACCGCCGCCGAGGAGCGUGUGCGGCGCGGGCUGGCCGGCGGGGCGGCGAGGGCCCGGCCCGCCUCCCCAGCACCCACCCCGGCUUCUCCCCCUGGCGGUGGAGCCUCGGCGACCGCCGGCGACACUGGGCGCGCUGGAGCCCGAGCCGAGCCGAGCCCGAGUCGCCGCCGCCGCCGCCGCCGCCGCCGCCGCCGCUCCCAGGCUCCCUCCCAGCGCGCCGGCCCGGGUGUGGGGGGCAGCGGGCCGGAGGGGCGCGGGCGGACGAGGGGCGCGCGCUACGAUCGGCGCCGGAGACCGGACCCUCGGCCGCGAGGGAUGUUGCUGGCCUCUGCUCUUCUAAGACUUCAGCUGCAGAACCCACUUGUGAACCCUCCUAGGGCUCUGGAGAAGAUGUAAUGGGAGAUUGAGUGUGGAAACUCUUUGGAAACCAUGAAGCACUCCGUAAAAGGUCUUGCUGUAACAAAAGUAAUCCCCAUCACCUGAAAGUGGAUUUCGUCAGAUGAAAAACGUAAAAAGUAGAUUGAUGUAAAAGCCCAGAUGAUGCUUUGCUGCUGGUCUCUGAGUAGCAAGAGUCAGGGCCCUUUCUGGGGUAUCUCUUCUUCCCUUGGCACAGAAAGCAUCAGGAAAAUGGUUACUGGCCAGAGGCUUAAAGACACAUGGGAAAUGCACGGUACCUCUGUAAGACCAGAAAUAAAACAGACAAGUUAAACAAAGAAGAGACACAUGAAUUAAAAUAUGACAUUAUUACACACACUGAGUUGGAGUGAAAGAUGGACCAUCCAGGCAUUCACUGGAUAUUAGUGAAGCUGUUUUUGAAGUUUAAUUUGAAGCCCCAAAUAAGAGUCAUCGUACCUAGCUACAGCCUUUCACUAGAAAGAAAAAAUUCAACAUUUUCUAUUAAGGAGGAACUAAAACUCAAAGGUACUGAGUUGUAAAGUGCCAAUUUACACAAAUCUCUUCCCUCCUCCAAAAGUUUCUAAUGAUUAUGGUUUCUGGAAAAUAAGGUAUCAUGUUUUCAAUGCACACUCAGUCUACAAAAAAGCCCUUCAAAAACUUUAAGCUAGAAAGACAGGUAAUUUUCCAGUAUCAUAGAGAUAAUUCACGCCAGUCACAAGAUGUACAUUUUUAGAAUUUGGAGCAUUACAAGGAGAGUAAAGCGUUUUGCAUGCAUAUGUUCAUGUGCAUACCCCCACAUCAUUAAAAUCUUCCAAGGUGUGACAUGCAUUUACAGAGUCACUCCCCUAGCAUUUCAACUGUGAGGCGUUUUUCUAGAAGAUUCGCUCAGUUGGCCGAUAGGCACUUUGGCAAUCUCAUACGUGACUUACAAACAUUGUGAUGUACUUGCCAGAAGUAAAUCCGACUUUGCUAAUCACUUAUCAGUUCUUUUACCCACUAUGGCUUUGUUUGAGAAGCAAUGUUGCUUGUCUUACCAAUAUAUAUUAUCCAGUUUGCAGAAAGUAUAAAUUAAUAUUGCAAACAGCAACAGGAUAUCCUGGGUGCAAAUUCCUGCGUCCUGGUGGGCACAGUGCUAUUUAGAACUAAUAGCUCUUUCUUGCACUAUUGCCACUGCCAAACAGACUGCUUAUGUGAUCUUUGGCUUUCUUCAUGUCUCUUGGGGGAUCAAUAGAAUGUUUCUAUUUUCCUAGAUGCCAACUUUGUCUCCUUUAUACUUUAAAAAUUCAGUAUUAGUUUAAGGAUACUUCAAGAAUACAGUAUUAGUUUAAAGGACUUUUCAAUUUAAAGCAAACUUGUAGAGAUUUAGUCACCCACGAUUGACUGAUGUUAGGUGAGUAGAAAAAAAAAUGUAGGUUGAUUUCAUACUCUGCCUUUCAGAUCUUUGAAGGGGAAAUAAAGUUUUUGAAAACUGUUCAAAUUUUUUAAAGUAACUUAAGCUACAUUGCUCUUCUGUUUUUAGCUAUAGAAAUGGGGAAGUGUAUAUAUCAGCUAUUUUUUCUUUAAGGACUUAUGUGAAUUUUUCUCUUAGCGUAAACAUUAAUAAUUGGAAAUUAUUGAAUUGUCAUCUUAAUGUUGCACAUGAAAUAAAUCUGAUAUGUGUAUUAGCAACAAAGACUUAUGUCCCAAACAGGAAAGAAUAAUUCAUGAAACCAAACUUGAAGUUCAAGCAGAACUGUGACAUUAACAAAUUUGUAUUUCCCUUUUUCUUGGCCCUGUUGGUCUUUGUGCAGUGUAUAAAUAACUACAAAUAAAGAACUAAUGAUCACA